AUGAGUUGGACAAACCGACACCUAGCUGGCGACUAUAGCGACUCACUUCCGCGGUUUUUUAGUCCAGCGGGUCAGUUUAAUGAUUUGGCGUCUCUUUUCACCGUAAAUUACGCUACGAGCAUGAAGUAUUUGCUGCACUUCACUGGCGAUGACAGCUCCACGCCGUUUUUGCUGUGCAUGUUCUUCGUUGUGUUCUGUAUGUUCGCGUGCUGGACCUACGGUUAUUGCUCUGCCAUCAAGUUUGUUUGUGCCCAGCUUGCUCGCUGGCGCAGCCUAUGGUCGCAUUUGUGUGAUGUUCGUUCACUACCUCGACUUCCUGUGGGCGCUCAGGAUGGUAUGUUCGCUCUAAUUGGUGCUGCCAGUAUGCUUGGUGGCAUGGCACGUAUGACCAUCUCGCUGGCAGUGAUUAUCCUUGGGUUGAUUUUGCCCCGCAGCCAGGACACUGCAGGUGGUGGGCAACGACCUAAUCUUAGCGCUAAACGAAGGUCUACUCGCUUCUCUAACAUUAUCAAUCGACACCAUUUGGCUGUGCUACCAGAACCCUUUGUUCGCAUUCCUGCCGGUGACACGACGCUAUUGUACAACGACCAGUGCGCGCUUUCAUACCGGGACAUGAAAGGCAGCUACCCACGAUACCCAUCCGUCAGCGACAUUCAACUAGACGAGGAGGAGCGAGACUUGUGCAUGGAUCUCACAUCAUACAUGAAUACUACGCCGUACACUGUUCAGGAGCAGACUCCAGUACCGCGUGUUUUCUACCUGACACUGGCGCAUCUCAAGUUUUUCCUUGAGGCACUGAGCGAAGCGGAGAAGCAGCGUAUUCAGGGUUAUUUCCACCGCAACCGCUGUGGAUCAGAGCGAUUUGAAGACGUGGAGGAGAAGCUGAUCAGGAUUAAUGACAACUGGCAAACCAGGGGUGAACGGGAGCAGUGGCAGCAGCUAGGCAUUUGUUGCUGUUGGAAGUUCUCAAGUGUCGAAACUUGA
This is a messenger RNA of Peronospora belbahrii, 984 nucleotides long. The record is from the annotation of a GenBank genome assembly. Lineage: Eukaryota; Oomycota; Peronosporomycetes; Peronosporales; Peronosporaceae.